Messenger RNA from Sycon ciliatum, 8173 nucleotides. Its product is annotated as E3 ubiquitin-protein ligase TTC3-like. The transcript has a single exon. Gene Ontology annotation, molecular function: protein binding. NCBI's taxonomy places the organism in Eukaryota, Metazoa, Porifera, Calcarea, Leucosolenida, Sycettidae. The record is from RefSeq and is a predicted model, not a curated record. Bases 456 to 7490 code for a protein of 2344 amino acids.
UGUGUUGAACUUGAAGUUGAAGUGCGCCGUAGAUCUACUGGUUGUAUGUCUGUGCAUGCCUGUGGCGGUACGUAGAGUCUACUCCCCCGGCCCAUGGUAUGGCGUGGCCACUCGCUAGCGGCCAUCACUGCAUCAGCACUUACUUUGCAUACCGCACUUACUUACCUUUCUGAUCCUGGCCUAGCCUAGCUCCUAGCGUCGGGUCCCGGUGCAUGCAGCGCGCGCGCUGUAUGCCAGCAUGCCGACUUGGCUCUUUCUGAACAAUUUUUUCAUCAACUUGCAUCAUCUUGAACUAAAAAUAAUUGUUGUUUUCAACUGGUUUAUAUCGAUCUCGCGACUCGAUCCACUGAGUUGCUUUCGUUGGAGGCCUGGUUACUGGUGCAAGUUAGUUGUGUGAACCGUUCGCUUUCGGAAUUUCUCUAUAUUGGACGCACAUACGCGUGGCGUAGUUCAAAAUGGAGAAAAAGUCGGCCUCGGGCCAGAAGUCUUCUCGUUCAAAAAACAAAGGGAAAAAGUCCAGCACUGAACGCGCCUCUACGAAGGAACUAACCAGAAUGGAUACAGCCGAGACAUGGUUUAAACUCAGUGAUUCAGUACGUGGUGAACACUUUGAAGUCAUGAGAGUUCGUGUUCUCUCCUUUCUGCUAUUCAGCCAGCCGGACCACUGCAAUGCUUGGCGAGGUGUGGCGAAGGAAGCUGGAGUGCUUGACGAGAAUAAUGCCGUUGUAUACAGGCAGCUAGCUGACCUGGACCUUGUGGAUAUGGUCCAAGAUGCUCUGUCUGCCAUCAAGGAACAUCUUAAUAAUCAAUUCCUACUCGACCACAUCUUGGGAAUUGCUGACCAGGCAGAGGAGCAUUCCCUUGGCAAUCCGCCGGAGAGUUCAUGGUUUACGACAAAUAUCCAGAAAUUAGCCCAGAGAUAUCCUGGUUUACGGUCAAAAGUUCGCUUUACAGUUCUAUUGCUUGUCGUCAAGCAUGUUUCCGAUCAUAUACGAGCUCUAAUUUGUGAUUCACGUGAUCUCAGUAAAGAGCACAGACGCAGUUGUGCCAAGAGUGAAGAAGCAACGCAUCAUAUAAAAAUUGAAGGAAAUGCCUGUUUCAAGUUGGAUACCGGUAUUCCCAAAGCCAUUGGACUUUACAGCAAUGCGAUCCGGCAGAAUCCGUUCAGCAACAUAUUAUACAGCAACCGGUGCAUUUGUUACUUGAAGCAAAGCAAAGCCAUGUUGGCCUUGGUCGAUGGAAAGCGCUGCUCAGUGCUACAACCAGAGUGGGAAAGAGGUCAGCAUCGCUACGUGCAAGCCUUGAUCGAGAGCGGGUGCUAUGUCAAAGCCAAAGAAGCCAACGAGACGGCACGCAAGAUAUGUAAAGCAAAAUCUGACCUAGAGAAGCAGUAUGAAGCAAUUUUAAGUGCAAUUGCCAAGCGCGAUGGAGGAGUUGGCGGCGCAAAGCAUGAAUCUAGCAGUAAGUCUAAAAGUCAGCAGCGAGACGGCAAGCGUCGAUCACAGUAUGACGACAUGCCCGAGCUGGUGACUGAUGAAGAAGAUGAGUGCAGUGAUGAUGGUUGGAUUACGGAGGAUAGUGACAGUGCUAUAAGUACUUCUAGUAACACCACAUCUUCCAAAACACUAACGGCAAACUCAGAUAAGCAAUCUAUCAUAGCAGGCAAGGCCACCACUGCAUCUGCUGCUACUGCUACUGCUGCCAGCUCUGCUGUAGCUCAAGAAGAUGAAGUCGACGACGAUGAUAUACCAGGUCUAGUUGAGCUAGAUGAUGAAAUGACAUCUAGCAGUCUUGAGUCUGAUUCUGCUGACAGUAAUGAAGAUGAUGACAUAGUACUACCGUCAAAGACGAAGACCACUGAUCAGAAUAGUAAGGCUGCUCCUAAGGCAUCCAGUACACCAGCCAAUACCAGUAGUAGCACCAACACCGCUAGCAGCAAGGAGAAGGCAAAGUCUGCUGCAGGUUUAUUUGUACGAGAACAUAAUCCACCAGACUCUCCAAGCAAAAAGAAACCACUUUCUGCUGGACUACAUAAUAUGUGUGAUAACAAUGAUGGUGAUGAUGAUGAUGAUGAUGAUGAUGAUGAUGAUGAUGAUCUUAAUGAUAUGCCAGAAUUGGUCAGCUCAGCCGAUUCUAGUGACACUGAUUCACCUCCCCUUGUCCAAUUUAAGUCUAAAGUAGCUACAUCCUCGUCUUCCGUCUCUAAGCUUUCUGCCUCUGGCAGUGAAAGCAAAAAAAACAAUUCUGUCAAGCCAUCUUUGUCCUCAUCUGCUGUAAAUUCCUCAGUGCAUGGUGCCCUAUCCUCUAACUCUUCUGCUGCCUCUAACAAGAAAUCCUCAGCAAAAUCAGCCUCUAGCUCGGCAUCAUCAUCUUCUAAGACUAGCGCUGCGACAACUGCACCAACUACAUCUGCUAAGCACAACCAACAACCGCAUGCCCCGGCUCAACGCCAAGAUAACAAUGAUUCCCAAAAAAGAAAGGACUCUGCCAACAGCACGAAAUCGGAGUCUGCUCCCGUGCAACAAGCCAGUGCUGCUCGGAAACAAACAUUGGAGCGCUUUGAAUUGGUGGAUCUGCUCGCGGGUGCCUCGCAACAAUUGCUCCUGAACGAUUUCAACCGUGCUCUACCCAAGUACAGAGAUGCAUUGAAAGCGGUCAGUGUGAACAAGAAGUUGAUGGGCGAUCGCGAGCAUGUUGUUUUACUCUACAGCUUAGCUAGUGCUCUGGUGGAACUAGCCGAUCAUAACUCACUAGUGGAAGCUGGCGAGCACCUGGCUUGCAUACUGCAUGAAUUUGAAAAUAUUUCCUUCCCACUUGUCUACUAUGGCCAAGCACAGGUGCAUGUGAAGUUGAACAAUUACCAGGAAGCACUUGAAGCAGUGGAGAAAGGCCUGGCAAUGCUGAAACGCAGUAAGAGUCAGUUAGUCACAUGUACUUGGCCCGGAACUGAAACCGUCAUUGCGGAGUCGCGUGCCAAAGAUUACAAUGAAGUGCUCGUUGACUUGCGUGCUCUGUGCUUGAAUCCUCCGCGCCCAGAGGCCGUGUGUCGCUAUUUGGAAUGUAAAACUCGCCGUCCGAUUUAUCUCAGCGAUCCUGAUUACAAGGGGUACGUGCGCACAACCUGCACGUCGCUCUGUCAUGUUGACUACCACUUGACUUGCUGGAGACGCGUGCGUGCUGAUGAUCCUAGUAAGCCGUCAGAGAAAGAUCUGCUGGGCAGUGGUUGCGUGACACCGGACUGUGAAGGGCGUAUUUAUUGUAUCAACAUCCACGAUACUGGGCGUAAGGCCAAGAAAGAGUUCCGUGAUGAGUCUCUCAUCAAGUCAAAGUCCACAGCAGCCACUGCUGGCAAGCAGCGUUCCGGCAAGGCUAAAACCCAGAAGGUCAAACAGCGACCGGUUGACGAUGAGGGUAUUGUUGCUGAUGCUCUUGCUACUCCGGCUGGACCACGUGAAAGCAAAAUCAAAGACGGUAGAGAGCACCAUGCCACUGACGACGAUUAUCCAACUCAUCUACCAGCUGCUGGUGCUGCUUCUGCUGUUGGUUCCUCUGGAGCUGGAGCACAUCUGACGUCGGCAAAUGCUGUUGCCACCUGUGACACCGCCGCUGCUGUUGCUACUGUUGCCCCUGCUGAUGCUGAUGCUGCUGCUGCUGCCAGUGCUAGUGCCGACACAACAUCUAUGGUCAGGCUGAAACGUGAUGACGAUGAGGAUUCCAUGACAACCAAGUCUUCCAAGAGCAAAGCAAAGAAGAAGAAAGUAGCGAAGAGCCAGACGGUGGCCCUGGAUGCUUUCCUUGGUGACCAGUAUGUACCACGCAAUGCUGACGGCCUGCCGCUUGUUUCCGCUGAAGAUGCCAAUCCUCAUUUUGAGAUGUUCGGCAGCAACAGCAGCAUCAGCAGCAGCAGUACUGCCAGUAGUGGCAUUAGUGCUCUCGGCUCGUUCAGUAGUGGCAUUAGCGCUCUCGGCUCGUUCCCGCCUAUGCCUCCACCGGCUAGUACAUCAUUAUCAUACAGAACGGCCAGUGAUGUGUCAACAGGCACUCGCGUUCCAGUGCCGCCGAUGUCCAUGGCCAUGCCUACUGCUACUGGUGGCAUACCUCGUACUGCCAGCCAUGUACCAAUCCAUUUACCGGAUACCUCUACCCAGGGCCCGACGGGCAGCAGCCACCUUGGUACAGUCAAUCUCCCAGGCGCUAAGAAUGCCGGUGACUAUCCAAGUUUGAGCAUGGAGGAAGAUUCUGGGAAAACUGCUGCCACUUCAACUACUGUGUCAACACUAUCUGAGAAGCCCUCGACAGCAGCCGUUAAGGAUGAUGAGCUACUGCUUGAAGUAGACAGUGAGGUUCUCACCAACGUCUACUCAAUGUUGGCUGAUGUGGUGCGCUAUGGCGGUGAGAUGGGAAUUGAUGAUGGGCGCUUGACUGAGAACAUAGGUUUCUUUCCGGACCAAGUGAAACAGGCUAUUGAAGUAGUUGGUGGGCUGAAGGGAUUUCUGAGACGCUCUGAACUAUUCGCUGUCCGUGGUAGUCGUGUUUGCUUGCGUGAAUUCCUGCCGUCAGUGGAGGAUGCAGGUCCAGAACGUAGUGUAUCGGCUGCUGUUGACAUACGCCGUCCAGGCGCAAAGCCAGAAGCCGGCUCAGCUGCUAGUAGUGCCGAUGCAGCCAAUUCACCGGCGCUGAAUGUUGAUGCCAAUGAGUUUGUACCUAAGAACGUGUCCGGUCGCAGUGCUAGCGGCAAUACUACUGCUGAUACAACUUGUUUGGAUGAAUUUGCAGCAUCGAUGGAGGUGCCCAACCUUCCUCCAGCAGCCAUGUACUCGAACAGCAUGAUACCACCGGUACCACUAACUGCUCCUCUUCCUGCUAUGCCAGGUGUAGAGUUCAUGGCUUCUGGACCUCCCGGUGGCUUUUUCAUGCCACCUCCGCCAGGGCCUCCACCACCCGGGGUUCCUAUGCCACCAUUUCCUCUGCCACCUGGACCACCAGGACUACACGGUGUGGGGCCUCCACCAGCGCACACAAUGCCGCCGAUGAUGAUGAAUUCGCCACCCAUGCCGCGGCCUCCGCCUAUUGCUCCUGCUUCUACUACAAUGUUUGGAGGCACAACUGCAGCACCCAACAGCUUGCCUCCUCCACCUAUGUCGACUGUGUCCUCGCAUGAGUCCAUAUCUUGCGUGCCUGUUGACCUUAUCAAUGAUGAUGUAGCUAGCAAUGUCAGCUCAUCCAAGAGCCACCAGUUUAGUGAUCUGAAUGUGGUGCGGCAUGUGGCAGAAGAAGCUCAAGAAAUCUCCACUACUACCAGCAGCAAACCAGCAGCAGCAGCCCAGCAAGAUAAGUCCAGUGCGGCGGCCGCUAGCCGUAGCAAAAGCAGCACAGCCGCUGCUAGUGCCACCAGCUCCGCAUCUUCUGUGUCCUCUCAGCCUCCUGCCAAGAGCAAGAAGCAGAAGAAGAAGGAAAGGGCUGCUGCCGCAGCAGCUGCCGCCGCCGCCGCUGCUGAUCAUAUGUCUUCUAAUGUGGACGACAGUGAAACGUAUGAUGACACUGGGGAUGAGGAUAGCUGCGAUAAGGCAUGCCAGACAGACCGUGGCCUGGAUCCUGAGGUCAUUGCUGAAGAGCUUCAAGAGGAAUGUGAUAGAUUGAAGCAACAGCUGGAUGAUGUCAACGAGCAGCUGAGUGAUGUCAAUGACCGGCAGCACAAGCAGAAGAGACAGUUUGAAAUGGACUUGGGCACGGCACACAAGAAGACUGCGGAGGCACAGGAGAAAAAUGCCAAGCUCAAAAGUGUAGUCACUUCGCUGCGCGAGAAGCAUGAAGCCGAAGUUAAGAAUGUUGCUGAAGCGAAACGUGUUCGCCAUCAGGUCAAGGAGCUGGAAGGACGUGAGACUAAGCUGCGUGCGGACUUGGAGCGAUCACAGCAAGAAUGCAACCAGCUUCGUCAACAAGUUGAUGUGGAGCGUGAGGACUACACGAAACAGCUGUCAUUGAGUGACUCGCAGAAACGCGAUCUGCAGAAUACGGUAGAAGCUUUGAAGCAGCGCUCUGUGUCCGCUGAAGUCACUGUGAUAGAAUUGCGGCGGGACAUGCGCCUGCGUGAGAUCGAAGGCUUCCGUCAACAGGCAGGAAUGGUUGCGGGUCGUCUCCAGCAUGCCUUGCAGUCUGGUCAUAACAAUGUCGCUUUGGUGGAGCAUCUGAAACAGACCAAUCGCUACCAAAAGGAGUUGAUCAGCUGUGGCGAAAGACUGGUUGCUAUGGCUGUUCAUCAGAUUGAAUCACUGCAGAGUGGCCAGAAAGAACUGUCAUCACUAGCACCUUUGGGUGUACAGCUGCCAGUGCCUCCAAGGCAAACUAUGCCACCACCACCACCUGCUGCUGCUGCUGGUGGUCCAGUGCCGGUACCACCCAUGGCUUCGGCCAAUCCAGUGCAACAACCGUCGCCGCCAGCGCCACUUCGUGCUGCUGGUGGUCCAGUCGCCCUUGGUGGAACGCGGCCUCCUCCACGCGCCUCUCCUGCUGCUGCUGCUGCUAGCAGUGAUGUCGGAGUACCAUCACAACCACCAACUGCAUCACAGGGGAAAGGUGCAGCUGAUGCGGCCGCUAUUCGCUCUACAUCCUCUCCCAGACCUGCUGCAGUUGGUAAUGGUAGUGACAAGCACGCAUCUCAACCAGUACCGCGCCAGCUGUCUGCACCAGCAGCGGCAGCAACACCAGUCACAAGCACCGCUACUCUUCCGGCUACUGCUGCUCAUUCUGCUUCUGACAGUAGAUUAAAGGCAUCAUCAAGGUCUGGCUCUACCACUGUGCAAGCUGCUAAACCUGCUAUGGCAGCUCAGUCUACUGCUGCUGCUCCUGCUGCUCCGGCUGCUGUCAGUGAAAAGAAGCUAAACAGCUUUGAAAAGAUCAUCAGUCAACUGGCAGCUAUGUACCCCGGGCAUAGCCGUGCAGACCUGGUGGAGUUCAUUCGCACUGUGCGCGCCGAGAACAACAACAGCUUGUCUGGCAUCUCCUUGGAUGAUGUGGUGCGCCGUGUCACGGUCAUCAUUGACACUCGUUCGCGUCAAUCGACUACGUCGGCCAUGGCAGGUAAUGGUGCUGGAACUAGUGUUGCAGCUGCACCACCACCAGGUAUGUCGGCAUCCGACUCAAUCAGUGGUAGUGCUCAGAGGCUUGCUAGUAAACAACGCACAGGUCAUCAUCACACUGCUGCUGCUGCCGCUGUGAAUACAUCCUCAAUGCCUGCGCCGCCGCCAUCCAUGGCAGCUUAUGGCAGUAGUAGAGGUGCAAGUGCAUUCCAAAAGGCAUCUGUUGCAAUGGAUGAAAUGGAAGAUUGUAUUAUUUGUGUGGAGGAAAUGACUGUCAAGAAUUCCAUUAAACUGCAGUGUGGUCACCGCUUCCAUACUGAAUGCAUUCGUAAAUGGUUCCAUGAGCAGAGCACGUGUCCCAAUUGUCGUGUCCACUGUCUAAUGCCUGAUGAGUACCCUGCUCUUGCGUGAUGUGUUGCUGUAAGGACUUACUGUAAUACUUGCUGCUGCUGCUGCUGCUGCUGCUGCUGUUGCUACAUCUACCUGUGCUAGCAUUGUUUGAAUUGCGCUGUGUGCUUGUUGUAUGUACAUUGUACUAGGCUUAUCCUGUGGCCCGUUGACCUUCCUGUGCAGGUGUCACACAUAUAUGCCUGCGUGGUGCAGCUAGUAUCUUUGCUGCUGUGAACAUUUAUUUUUAUUUUUACCUGGCCAUACUUGCUCCUGGUGCAUAAUUUCCCUUCCAGUUUUUUUCCAACAAUGAAGUGUUUUGAGUUCCAUUCGUAUUUCUGUGCUGUUUUGAAAUUGUGGACACGUUUCGUAUGAUUUGAUGUUUUUUGUGAAUACGCUACUGCUGUCUUUAGAUGAACUCGUUUUUCAAUGCCUUAGCUUACGUUUAGUGUUCUUCUUUUAAUACUGGAUUUUUUUCAUUGGAGCUGCCAGGGGACAUUGGUGUGCUAAAGACCCCAGUUUGUUUUGUUUUUAUUACCAGUGUUUCUUCCAAUUGUGCUGGCCCACUUUUGCUCUUUUCAGCUUUUUACACAUGAGACGUGCAUUCUCGUCCCAUGCAAUGCAUGUGUCAUUGCUUUUCUUGAUUUUGUUUGCGAUUCUCUGCCUGUCAGUGCAGGCCACUCUCAAGGAUGUUCAAUUCAACGUUA